AGGGGCCGUUGGUGUUGAGAGUUGAAACUGCACGUCACGUGGCCGUCCCUUCCCUCUUCACCGUUAAAACGCUUUCACACUUUUCUCCUUUCCCUAUUCUCAUUUCUCUUAAUUUCCCUUUUCAAAAACCCUAACAAUCAAUUCUCUUUCAGGUCGGGGUCGCGAAGGGUAGGGUUUUGAAUUUUCGGCAAUCUUGGUAAAAUUCCGUCUACUUAACAAAAAAAGAAAGGUUUUGUUCGUUUAAAGUUGGAGGCUUGCUUGGGUCUGAUGAGAAUUGUUAGGGGAAUGCAGAGAUCGCUUUGCGAGGAGGACUUCUGCUGCAACAACAACAACGACUCCUUCUUCCAAGGGAUUGGCAUCACCGCGCCCAAAGCCAGAACCCGCGAUAAACUCUUCAUCAUCCAAACCCUCUGAAAUCAAAACGCGCCCUAGGGUUUGCCUUUGCCUUUGCGUUACCCAUUGCAAUGACUCGCGUCUUGGUUCAGAGGGGUUCCUCCUCCAACCCCAACGCUAACAGGUCUGCCGCUGCCGCUGCUGCUGCCGCCUCCGCCUCCGCCUCUUCUUCCAAUUCCUCAGCGCGGCCUGAGCCGCCGCCGGAGAUUGCUGAGGAGGUUGUUGUUGCCGUGUCCGAUGAGGUUUUGGAGAGCGGUGAAAAGGGGAAGAAUGAGGAGGUUUUGGCUGCUGCUGCUGGUGGUGGUGUUCAUUUUGAGCAGGGUGGUGGUGAUGGUUCGUGUGAUGAUGACGUGGCUGCUGCUGCUGCUGCUGCUGUGGAGAGUGAUGUGAGGGAGGAGAUUGUGAGUGGGCUGAGAGUUGGCGAGAGACUUGUUUCGGAGAGUGAGGGUUCGAGUGGGGAUGCUUUUUCCCUCCCUGUUGGUGGUGCUGGUUCUUGCCCCCCACCGCCUCCGGUGCCGCCUCCCAAGCCUUCUGUGGCGGGGAACUUGAACCCGAGGAGGAGUGUGGCCUGGGGUUUGAAUUCCGGCUCUGUGGGAUCCUCGAGGAGGACUGCGUGGCCUCCGGCGAGGACUUCACCUGCUGGGUCUAGGCCGUCUUCCCCCAGGUCGCAUAAUGAAAGUGAGGGGUACAAUAGUGCUGAUGAACAGAAGCCUUGCCUGGUUUCCUCUUAUGAUGAUUUUGAAAGGGAGCGGCAGUUUGAAAUUGAUAUCAGAAGGGCAAAGGGUUAUGAAGUAAAAAAAAUGAUGGAGGAUGGGAAUUGUCUUUUCAGAGCAGUUGCAGAUCAGGUGUAUGGGGACUCAGAAUUGUAUGAUUUGGUCAGACAGAUGUGUAUAGAUUAUAUGGAGCAAGAGAGAGAUCACUUUUCACAGUUUAUAACUGAAGGCUUCACAUCUUACUGCAAGAGAAAAAGAAGAGAUAAGGUCUAUGGAAACAAUGUUGAGAUCCAAGCCAUGUGUGAAAUGUAUAAUCGUCCAAUUCACAUAUACUCUUACACCACUGAACCUAUCAAUAUCUUCCAUGGAAGCUACAAUACUGACACACCACCAAUUCGAUUGAGUUAUCAUCAUGGGAAUCAUUACAACUCUCUUGUUGACCCACGACGCUUGACAAUUGGUGCUGGUCUUGGGUUCAGCAGUCUUCGUGGAACAAAUGUUGACAAAGAUCAAGUUAAGGCUGCUAUUAAAGCUCAACAAGACCAACAGAUCAAUAAUGCACUUUUAGCUGAGGGUCGGUUUUACUCGGAUCUUGAGCUGACAGAGAAGGAAAUUGAACGCAUGGUGAUUGAAGUAUCUAGAGCUGAGUACCUUGCAGAUAGUAGAGUAUUUAAGCAACCGCUUGGCGAUAGAGAGUCCUCAACCUCAAACGCUGAACCAUCAUCUUCUGGAGCAUCAGGCAGUGAUAAUGGGAAAGAGCAUCUUAGCAGUGGUAUGCAGAUCUUAUUAACAAUGGGAUUCAGUUACAUCCAAGCGAUCGAGGCUUACAGCUUAUUUGGGGACGAUGUUGAUUCUAUGGUUUGUUACCUCUUAGAAACUGCCAGUACCAGCAGACGUAAAGGCAAGGCUACUGAAUGAAUGAAAAUCAAUCAAUCAUGUAUCAACCUACUUACUCUUUACUUCUAUUUCCUAUCAAAAAACUGAGCAACCAUAUAAUUUUAUUUCGUUUAAUCCUAGGCUCAUUACCUAUUCAUAUUUUGAAAAAUGAAUCUGUGUCCACGUUAUUCGUCUA
Cajanus cajan (pigeon pea) is the source of this 2178-nucleotide messenger RNA. It is a transcript of the gene OTLD1, whose product is annotated as OTU-like cysteine protease family protein. Gene Ontology annotation, molecular function: cysteine-type deubiquitinase activity; K63-linked deubiquitinase activity. The record is from RefSeq and is a predicted model, not a curated record. Lineage: Eukaryota; Viridiplantae; Streptophyta; Magnoliopsida; Fabales; Fabaceae. Gene Ontology annotation, biological process: protein deubiquitination.